Rodentolepis nana is the source of this 348-nucleotide messenger RNA. The record is from the annotation of a GenBank genome assembly. NCBI's taxonomy places the organism in Eukaryota, Metazoa, Platyhelminthes, Cestoda, Cyclophyllidea, Hymenolepididae.
AUGGAAGCGUUUAAAAAGGCUCAUAAGCAAUUAGAGUCUAUCAAAUCUGGAAGUUUUUCCACUUGUGAAGUGAAAAAUGAUAUAGCAGUUAUGCAAGAGGAGAAGGACCAACUCCUGCGUCGUAUUAGCAGAAUGAAAAAGAAGUUGGAGAUGUUCCCUACAACUAUGACGAUGCUUGAGGUGGCUAGGAAAUUAAGGUUGGAACGCGAAAGGGAGGCUAAAAUAGCUCAUCAACUACAAGAACAGAGAAUUAUGAUACAGAAUUUAGAGGGUAAAAUGGUCGAAAUCCGCCAACAAUCUAAUGAGCUCCAAAGACGUUCAGCGGACUUUAAUGCUGAGAGUAAGUAG